UGUGCUCUGGGGUAAAGAUGGCGACGUCUCUUAUCUGUGGCAGGGUCUCGGUGGGGCUGAGGAAUUCCGGGUCCAGGAAGGCGAUCAGUGCCACAGCCAAGGUGCUUGGUGGAGCUUCUGGAUUAUUUGCUAGUCAUGGAUUCCAACAACUCCAGCAGCAGCAGCAGCAGCAGCAGAGGGCACUCUCCCUGCAUGAAUACAUGAGCAUUGGGCUGCUGAAAGAAUCGGGUAUCUCUGUACCCAAGGGAGUGGUGGCAAGCUCCACUGAAGAAGCCUAUUUAGUUGCCAAAGAGAUAGGUUCCAAGGAUCUGGUAGUGAAGGCACAAGUCUUGGCUGGUGGCAGAGGAAAAGGCACGUUCGAAGGAGGCUUGAAGGGAGGAGUCAAGAUUGUUUUCUCCCCUGAAGAAGCCAGAGAUGUUUCCGCCAAAAUGAUUGGGAAGAAGUUAUUUACAAAGCAGACAGGGGAGAAGGGCAGAAUAUGCAACCAGGUGUUUAUCUGUGAGCGCAGGUACCCGAGGCGGGAGUACUACUUUGCAAUCACAAUGGAAAGGUCCUAUCAAGGCCCAGUUUUAAUAGGAAGCUCUCAGGGGGGUGUCAAUAUAGAAGACGUAGCUGCAGAAAAUCCUGACGCCAUCAUCAAGGAACCAGUUGAUAUUGUUGAAGGCAUCAAGAUGGAACAAGCUGUCAAGGUCGCAAAAAAAAUGGGAUUCCCGCCUAACUUGAUCAACGAGGCUGCAGAAAACAUGAUCAAGCUGUACAAUUUAUUCCUGAAGUACGACGCUUCCAUGUUGGAGAUCAACCCCAUGGUGGAAGACUCUUCUGGAAGCGUGAUGUGCAUGGAUGCCAAGUUAAACUUUGAUUCCAACGCAGAGUAUCGUCAGAAGAAAAUCUUUGCCCUGCGGGACUGGAGCCAAGAAGACGAGCGAGACAGGCAGGCAGCCAAAUCUGAUCUCAACUACAUUGGCCUGGAUGGAGACAUUGGUUGCCUAGUUAAUGGGGCCGGCUUAGCAAUGGCCACAAUGGAUAUCAUCAAACUUCACGGAGGGACUCCUGCCAAUUUCUUGGAUGUUGGAGGUGGUGCCACUGCACAGCAAGUCACAGAUGCAUUUAAACUAAUCACUUCGGACAAAAAGGUGCUGGCCAUAUUGGUGAAUAUCUUUGGAGGUAUCAUGCGCUGUGAUGUCAUUGCACAAGGUAUUAUUAUGGCAGUCACGGAUCUGGAGCUGAAGAUUCCUAUUGUGGUCCGAUUACAAGGAACACGAGUUGAUGAUGCAAAAGCUCUGAUAGCUGCCAGUAGCCUCAAGAUCCUGGCCUGUGAUGACUUGGAUGAAGCUGCAAAAAUGGUUGUCAGGCUUUCAGAAAUCGUAUCGCUGGCAAAAGAAGCUCAAGUGGAUGUGAAAUUCCAGCUGCCAAUCUAAUAAAGAAGAGCUGUGGUUCAGAAGCUUAUUCUUCACAAUACUGUUGGUUUCUUUUCUUUUAUUUUUUGUUUGCAUUUGUUUGGUGGCAUGAGCUCAACUGUAUUAACUGUUACACAGGACCUGUGCAAAAACAUGCAGACUUUUAGUAAACACACGUGAUGUUUUGCUCUAGUAUCCCUGCAGGAUGCAUUUCCCUCUCGUUAAUUAACAUAGGCUUCCAAGGCAGUAAGAUCCAUCCAUCCAUCCAUCGAUGUAUCCAGUUCUAUUGUUUUAAAUACGUAGCUUUUCAUUAAGCUGUCUGUCGUGUCUUGAGAUAUUACUAGUCAAGAUUGGUUUUUAGUGUUGAUUUACUCCUGAAGGGAAAAAAUGUUAACAUUUUAGCCUUCGCUUAAAAGAACCAGCUACAUCUCUUUUGCUAUAAACCUUGAUUUACCCAUAUCGACGGAAGGAGAAGAUAUUUAUUAAAAUGCACUAUGUUCAAUCUUCUGUCGAUUUUCGAGGUUCUCCCUUUUGUUACACAAUCCUAUACCAGUCUACUCCUACGCUAGAAACUUUCAAAUUCAUUCACCACUGAGAAUCAUGCUCAUAUCAGUGCUAGUGAUUUCUGACAUGUGGUGAAAUUUUCUUGACAGUGGACUUGAAUGUGCGCUUUGUGAAAGGAUGAAUACAAAGUUAACUGUGAUCCUUUUUCUUCAGACCAUUAAUGUGACUUCCACCUGAACAAAGGCCUGCUGUAAUGUAGAUUGUCCUUGUGUUUGAUUUAAAUACCUUGCUGGGUUUAAGGGUGUGACUCAGUUCAGAAGAUCCAGUUGGAAUAAUUUCAUUCUGGAUGCACAUGCAGGUGUGGUUGGGAAUUUCUUAGUAGGGUUUUCAUAACCUUUUUGUGUGUGCUAUUGAUUUCCAAAGAACUAUGUUUUCCCUUUUACCCUGGAUGUAAAAAUCACUGUAAAUUCAGGAGUGUCCAGUUUUAAAGGGUAAACACUUGGCGUGUGUCGAUUACUCAUAUUUUCUAAAUAAUUGCUAAUUAAAUGGAGUAAAACAUGUCAGUUACUCAACACAAAACAAGGCAGACCCCCCGUUUCCCUCUUUAACACAAUUAUUGAGUAUCAAUCAAUAAUAAUCUGUUUAAUAUAGAACCUGUUAUAAUCAAACUAACUAAACUCAGUUAUAUUUUAUAUACGAUUGUCUUGCCUGCAGAAGUUAAUUACCAUUGAUUGGUACUCAAUUCUAAAGGGUAGAGAAGGGCAGCUUUAAGUGUUUUGAAAUCAACACAUUAAUAAAUAAGUGUUUUGAUUUAUUUAAUACCUGCUGACAAAUUCUUCUUGAAGGCAAUUACUCAGAAAAUGAGUAUCGGCACACAUCAGGUAAACGCUGGUUACAGUUUGCUGCAAGAACCCCAUGCUUUAGAACCCCUUGCUUUAGAACACGACAUUCAGCUCUUGAAAGUCAAUGAUUGGUUUACUGACGGUAAACUGAUUGAAAAUGGUCAUU
Polyodon spathula (Mississippi paddlefish) is the source of this 2909-nucleotide messenger RNA. RefSeq names its product succinate--CoA ligase [ADP-forming] subunit beta, mitochondrial-like. The coding region runs from base 18 to 1418 and encodes 466 amino acids. Gene Ontology annotation, cellular component: succinate-CoA ligase complex; mitochondrion. Gene Ontology annotation, biological process: tricarboxylic acid cycle; succinyl-CoA metabolic process. The record is from RefSeq and is a predicted model, not a curated record. The transcript has 11 exons. Gene Ontology annotation, molecular function: succinate-CoA ligase (ADP-forming) activity; ATP binding. Lineage: Eukaryota; Metazoa; Chordata; Actinopteri; Acipenseriformes; Polyodontidae.